Messenger RNA from Aspergillus piperis CBS 112811, 2017 nucleotides. RefSeq names its product cytochrome P450. Gene Ontology annotation, molecular function: oxidoreductase activity, acting on paired donors, with incorporation or reduction of molecular oxygen; heme binding; monooxygenase activity. NCBI's taxonomy places the organism in Eukaryota, Fungi, Ascomycota, Eurotiomycetes, Eurotiales, Aspergillaceae. The record is from RefSeq and is a predicted model, not a curated record. The transcript is spliced from 7 exons. Bases 111 to 1697 code for a protein of 528 amino acids.
GUGCAGAGACAAGGGUGCGCCUGCACUCCAUACUUAUGAGGGCAUCCCCGUCCAAAGGACCCAGUCUUGCUGUUUUCAUCAAGACCAGCACACCGACGGACCGCUGAAUCAUGUCCCUGCUAGUGAGAGCCAUUGUUGGCCUGCUUGGCCUUGUCAUUCUCAAGUCCUUCUUAACCCGCAAAAGGUUUCCGGCCCCACUCCCUCCGGGCCCGAAGCCAAAGCCGAUCAUCGGGAACCUGCUCGACCUACCGGCCAAUGGAGAAGCAGAUUGGCUGCAUUGGUACAAGCACAAGAAGACAUAUGGCCCCAUCAGCUCGGUACAGGUCUUUGGAGAGACCCUCAUAAUCAUUAACGAUGCCCGGAUUGCGGUUGAGUUGUUGGAGAAGCGUUCAGCUACACACUCAGACCGACCUAGCUUGACAUUUAUCGAGAUGUGCGGAUUUAAGGAUUUGUUCAGUCUGAGGAACAACAACGACCCGCGUGUCCGGACUGAGCGGAAGCUAUUCUAUCAACAAAUCGGUUCAAACAAUUCUGUUGCGCGGUUCAAUCAUAUCCAAGAGGCCGAAGUUGGUCGUACCCUGCUUCGGGUGCGUGAUAACCCCGAAGGUCUGCAGGACCACAUCCGGAAGCAAGCAGCGGCAAUCAUCCUGAAGGUAGCAUAUGGAUACAGCGUUGUGCCACAUGGGGAUGACCCACUGGUGGAUCUUAUAGCCCGGGCGAUGGGAAAUCUCGGCGCGGCCCUCGUUCCCGGGGUGUGGAUAGUGGAUUUUAUUCCAUUCCUGAGGCACAUCCCGGCCUGGUUUCCAGGUGCCACAUUCAAACGCGUUGCAGAGAACUUCAAGGAAAGCGCCCGAGCCUGGAACUGUCAACCGUACGAAUUUGUCCGGCAUCAGAUGUCGCAAAACAAGCACGCCCCAUCCUACCUAUCCGGCUUACUCGAGGCGAAGGGAGUUCCAGAGCCAGGUUCCUUUGAUGAAAUCGUCAUGAAAUGGUCUGCCGCGGCAAUGUACGGUGGAGGAUCCGACACGACCAUAUCCACCUUGGGCGGGGUUUUCCUCGCGAUGGUUCUCUACCCGGACGUACAGCGAAAGGCACAGGAAGAAAUUGACCGAGUUGUCGGGACCGACCGUCUUCCCAGCUUCAGCGAUCGCGAGAACCUGCCAUAUAUCGACGCCAUGGUCAAAGAGGCCCUCCGUUGGCAUUCCGUGACCCCGAUGGGGGUUGUACACAGCUCGUCGGAGGAUGACAUGUACGAAGGCUACUUUAUCCCAAAGGGUUCCCAGAUCCUGCCGAAUCAAUGGGCCUUCACCCACGACCCAGAUGUUUACCCCGAACCUAUGGCCUUUAAGCCAGAACGGUUCUUAGCAACUGAGAACCACGCCCCCGAGCGCGACCCCCAUCUUCUCGCCUUCGGAUUCGGCCGUCGCAUCUGUCCCGGCCGCACACUGGCAGAUUCCAACGUCUACCUGAGCAUUGCGCAGUCGCUGGCCGUAUAUAGUUUCACCAAGCCCAUCAAGAACGGCAAGGAAGUGGACGUAGAGCCGAAAUUCUUAAACGGGGUGAUCAGUCACGUGGCACCGUUCGAGGUGGGCAUUCAGCCCAGGAGUAAGCAGCACGAGGCGCUGCUGAAGGAGUUGGAGAUCAAGUAUCCGUGGGAAGAGGGUCACGCGGCAGAACUCAGUCAGGUGAAGUUCUGAACAGAUGAGUUCCUUGCAUGGCUGAUCGAUAAUGUUUUGUCAGAUCAUGCAUGAUUUAAUUGCAGAAUAGUACGUAGUCUAGUUGGCGGGGAUCUCCCGUUGGGUUGGGCAGAAUGAUCAGUUUUAGUUUUGUCAGAUGUUACCAAGGACUUACUUAGUUAUCACGGGUAAGCCAGAAAUUAGGCAGACAAGUCAAAACCACCCCAGUUAGUUUAGGUAACCGCGACACCAACACCAACAAACCCCCCAUCAAUUAAGUCACUGUAGAAUCAGCGUGACAACUAUCUGACUCAUCCAGCCCCAUUCUGGAGCUCUUAACC